Messenger RNA from Ostrea edulis (European flat oyster), 828 nucleotides. RefSeq names its product hunchback-like protein. Bases 64 to 522 code for a protein of 152 amino acids. NCBI's taxonomy places the organism in Eukaryota, Metazoa, Mollusca, Bivalvia, Ostreida, Ostreidae. The transcript is spliced from 2 exons. The record is from RefSeq and is a predicted model, not a curated record.
GUGAUUCUGUAUCAUUUCUUCCAAGCUGAUCGGAGAGAGAGGGAGCUUAAAGAAAUUGCAAUUAUGGUAAAGACAAAGGUGACAAGUAGAACGGGCGCAAGAAAAUGUCCGAUGUGUUCAGAGUUAUGUCAUGGAGAUGUGGAGUUCUCUAACCAUGUAGUACAGUGUGCUAUGCAGGAAUAUUCUUGUGACUUUUGUGAUUUUACAUCACAAAAGGAAUGUAAUGUAAAGAGACACAUGAGAAGAGCCCACAAGGGAUUGCUAAAAGAUCCUUUACCAUUAGGAAUGAAAUCAGACACAGAUCAUCCUGCCAGUGCAAAGAAAAUGGAGGAUGUGUCAAGCAAAGUGGACAGUGACUCGGGCUCAGAAAUAGAAGAUUGGCUAUUCCAGGAUCCAGGCGACGAUCUCAAGCUGGAUAAAUCUUCUGUGGAUAAAGAUGAUGGAGAUGACGAUGCUGUGCGAGACACAACCGUUAAUCUUUUGGAAGGACGUCUCCAAUUCUACCAGGAAAGCGUUCCCUGAGUCUUGAUACAGUAUAUUCUAGUGGCUCGACAACUACACAAACUGAAAAUGACAGUGAUAACGCACCUUUGAAAUGCAAUGCUUUUUCGCAAACAGAAUUUGCAACAGAGGUUGUAAAGAAAACAAUCAAAAAAUUUCGAGAGGGUGAAAUUGACAUUAAAGAGGUCACGACAGAAAAGUUCAUGAUUUUGUAAAUAUCUUUCUUAUGUUUCGGAACAUUUGAAAGCGUUGACACAGGUAGUGAUCAUUUUGUUUCCUAGUUUAUUGUGGUUAAUGGAAAAUUAAUAAUAAAAAAAACAAGAAAAA